UCCCAAAACCGGAGCAUAUCCCCAGCUAAACCCACCUCGCAUCGCAUCAGCAACAAAGUGCCCCAAGCAACCUCCCCUCCUCCCCCUCCUCCUCCUCGAGCUCCCUCGUUCCCUCCACUACCCCGCACGCGCCGCCACCAUACGCCACGCACCACCACCAACCCAAGAAGCUCUCCCUUCCUUCUUCCUUCUUCCUUCUUCCGUCUUCUUUCUCUCUGGCAGGCACAAGAGUAGGUGCCCCCGGCCGGCAUCGAGAUUCGAGACCAACCAUGUCGGCGUCGCCCGAGUUCUACAAGCCGGCGCCGGCCUUCUCCCCGUGCCGCUCGCCGCUUGCCCCGCGCGGAGACGUCGCCGCAGGAGCGGCCGGCGGAGCAGGAGGAGCGGACCAGCAGGCAGGCGCGUGGGAGGAGCAGUGCUGCCGGACGCCGACAGGCGCCGGGAGCGAGCUGAAGCAGGCGUCCGCGACGUGCCCGCCGGCGCCGAGGAAGCCGCGGGCGCCGGCCGCGCCGUGCCGGAAGCGGCUGUUUGAGGUGGAGGUGUUCAGCCUGCGGCUGGAGGAGCUGGAGCGCCUCUUCUGGCGCCCGCACGCGCCGCCGCCGCCGCCCGAGAAGAAGGCCAAGCUCAAGCGCCGCAGGGUGGCGCCGCCGAGCGCCUCGCCGUCGCCGGGGCCCAGCAAGAGCUAGCUCGCCAGCAGGACGCGCGCCUCCCGGCCGGCCAAGCCGCUUUGGCCUGCCGGUGCUGGUCGCGGUAGGCAGCUAGUGUAAGAUUUGGUACCGCGUUUUUACUGCUGUACUCGUGCUCUAUGCUACUACUACUCGAUUAGGUCAGUUCGUGGUACCCGUAGCUAGGUAGCAGUAGUAGCAGGAGCAGUUCUUUCUUUUUACUGUAUGUGAUACCCCGUAGCGCCGUGGGCAAUGGAGUAAUAGUACUAGUGGUAAACUUGUAACAGGUUAAAUUUCCUUCUUCCAUAGUGUAAUAAUAGGUUUAAAUUCCCUUCCAUGGAGAUGGAGUGCAGGCUGUAUAGAUGUGUAAUGAGACGCUCGAUCGAUGCUGUAUCUGCCUAUGUACCAGUCCAAGCAGUCUCGUUCCCAAUACAAGCACUCCAUACUGCUUAUUUGUUCUUCA
Messenger RNA from Triticum urartu, 1125 nucleotides. RefSeq names its product cyclin-dependent protein kinase inhibitor SMR1-like. Lineage: Eukaryota; Viridiplantae; Streptophyta; Magnoliopsida; Poales; Poaceae. The record is from RefSeq and is a predicted model, not a curated record.